Molecule: messenger RNA, 506 nt
Organism: Zootermopsis nevadensis
Lineage: Eukaryota; Metazoa; Arthropoda; Insecta; Blattodea; Termopsidae
Gene: ATPsynE
Product: ATP synthase, subunit E
Biological process (GO): proton motive force-driven ATP synthesis
Cellular component (GO): proton-transporting ATP synthase complex
Molecular function (GO): proton transmembrane transporter activity
Source: RefSeq, a predicted model, not a curated record
UUGCCCAUAGCACCAAAGAAGAUAGUCACGGUUUGUUGCCGUGACCGGUGAUACAGACUGAUGUGUAACCUGUGGACUUCCCUCCCAGACAAAUAUGGCGGAUUUACCUGCUCCAUUACGGGUCUCGCCUCUUAUAAGGUUUGGCAGAUGGAGUUUCCUCGCAGCUGGCAUUGCGUGGGGAGCCAUUCGACAUAGAUCCCUGUCUAAGAAGGAAAAUGCAUUACGAGAGAUUGAAGCGAAGCAGAAACCAAUUCGUGAUGCCAAAUUAGCAGCAGAAAAGAAGAGAUUAGCUAAAGAGGAGCUGGACUACCUAGCCAGACAAGCAGGAGCCCCACCUGAGCCAUGAUCAGUUCUUCUGUUGCAUUCAUGUAUAGUAACUUUACUCCCAUUUCUGUAUAGAAUAUAAAUGUAUUUCAAAGUGUGAAAUAUAAAUGUCAUUAAUUUGUUUCACAGUGUGAAGCUGCAAUAAAGUUCAUAUUUCUAGAUGGCUUUAACGGCCGCACUUA